AUGUCUGGACAAUCCCCAUAUAUGCAAGCAGCUCAAUAUGGUUAUCCGAGUAAUUUUCAACAACGUGAUACUCAUUAUAAUACUAAUUCAAAUGUUGAUACAGCUAUGGUAUUAAAUCGUCGACCAUCAUUACUUGCUGGUUAUCAUCAUAAUCAUUUUACUAGUCCAGAAAGAAAUUCAUUAGCUCCAUAUGUAUUUUCAUUAGCCACACCAAUGUCAAUGGGACCACAUAUUGAUGAACAUUCAAAACGAUCACGUUAUCCAUCGACAAUACCAUUAUCAAUUGAUAUUAAAAAAGAACAACCAUUAUAUCAACCACAAACAGAAGCUAUUUCACCAAUACUUGAUGAAUCAAAAAUGGAUUCAAAUAUAAGAGAUACAACAAUUAUACGUACUUCAAUAUCAAAACUUGAAUCAGAUAUUGAAAUAACAAUGAAAAAACUUCAUCGAGCAAAACUUAGUCAAAGUGAAAUUAAAAGUCAAGCAGAUCGAUCAGCUGCUGAUGAAGAAGAAACUGAUGAUCAAGAUGAUAUAUUUAAAACGAAUGGUUCACAAACACUUAUCGAAAAAAUUCUUCAUGAUAAUAGAAAAAAAGCUGAAGAUGGUCAAAAAGUUCUAAAUCAGUUACAUAAUAAUAUUGAUUUAACACUUCCACUCUAUCAAGAACCAAGUGAUCUUGAACCAAUCGAAAAAAUUCGAACACAAUAUAUGAAUGUAAUGAAAAAUCGUUUAAUAAAUUUAUUUAAAAAAAGUCGUGAACGUUAUAUGUGUCGAACAAAAUUUGAAAGUGAAAAAUAUGAUCAAGCUUAUGAACAAUGGCAAAAAUCCAUUGAAAAAGAUGAAAAAUCAAUUUUAGCUAAGGAUAUAUCAGCAUAUCGUGAAACAUUUGAAAAAACAUUUCCAGAAUUACGUAAAGCACGUGAAGAUAAAGAAAAAAAACAAACAACAACUACAACUGAUCCAUCAUCAUCAUCAGCAUUACCAUCUACAACUGAUCAACAAACACAAUUAACUUCAAAUACAAAUCCAGUUGAACAAGAAAAUGACGAAGAAGAAGAUGAAAAAAUGCGUAGAUCAUCAGUCAUACCACCAAUAAUGUAUGAUAGUUGGCAACGUAAACAUCAAUAUUUUAAUCAAAAUGGUUUAAUUAAAACUGAUGCGGCUGCAUUUUAUAAAGAACAGAUAAAAAUGCCAUGUUGGACACGAGAAGAAAAACAAAUUUUUGUUGAAAAAUUUACUCAAUCACCUAAAAAUUUUGGUUAUAUAUCAUCAUUUCUUGAAAAUAAAACAACUGAACAAUGUGUACAGUUUUAUUAUAUGACAAAGAAAACUGAAAAUUAUAAAAAUUUAUUACGAAAACAAACACAAGCUAAUAAACGUCGUGCUAAACAAAAUCCAACAACGACAACAACAACUACAGUUACAUCAUCAACAACUAUUGAAACAACUUUAGUGACAAAAGUUACUUCAAAUACAAUUGUUUCAUCAACAUCUCAACAAAUUCUUGGAAUAGGACAAGAUAAUGAACGUUCAAUUGAUCGAAUAGAAAACGAUGAAGAACGACGUGAUAUAAAUUCCGGUGAUAUUAAUGAUGGAAAAAAUUCAAAUAAAAAUCGAUGUCAGUUAUUAUCUUGUACAGCUGACAAACCUGGUAAAAAGAAAAAUCGUAAAAAUCCUUUACGUCAAUUUCCACACAAAUGGAAUGAAUUAUCUAAAGAACAUCGAGAAGAAAUUCGUCGUUUAUUACAAAUUCCACCUGAUGUUCAACGUUGUUGUAAACGUUGUUAUGAAAAAGUAGUUGUUCAAGUACGACAACGACAUGCAAAUCAAUCCGUAGAAGAUGAUGAUGAUGAAUCAACGAUAACGGGAAAUCAAAAUUCUAAACAUGAUGAUGAAGAAUGGAAUGAAACAGAAAUUGAUGCAUUUACCCGAGCACUCGAUAAAUUUAACCAUGAUUGGACUCAAAUUGCUGAAUAUGUUCAUCGUAGUGAAGAAAGUUGCCGAGCUUUUUAUGUAAAACAACAACGUAAAAAUAUUUCACCUAUGGAUGAUCCUAAUAAUGAUGAAGAUAAUGGUAGUGUAUCUGGUUCAGAAGUUGGUCAAACAAAACAACCUCAUGAUGAUAAUGUGUUAAAAACAAUUAAUGAAGAUAGUAAUGAUUCAACUCAAGGAAUGGUUAUUGAUGAAGGUGAAGAACAAACAUUAACAAAUGAUGAAAAACCUACAAAAUCAAUUCCAUCAACAACGAAUUUUUCAACAAUAACAUCACUUGUAGAAAAGGAAAUAUCUAAAACAUUAAAUGAAACAGAAAAACGUUUAUCAAAUAAUAUGAAUUCUUCACCAGAGAGACCGAUUAAUAACAUUAACAACAAUACUAAUCAUAAUAAUUCUUCUACUCAAGCACCUCCACCACCACCACCACCAUCACUACCUCCACCGCCACCGCCAUUAGUUACUGUUAAUAAACCUCAAUCACCAGGAACACAUUAUCAAUAUCCACCUCAUUCGCAACAAAAAUUUUUACCGCAAGGUUCAAUUAUGCGUGGAACACCGAUAUCAUCAUCAACACCAACAAGUAAACCAAUUGCAAUUGAUAUAUCACCAACACAUUCUCAUCAUUAUAAUAAUCCAAGAAGUGAAUAUGCACAUCAUAAAUCACCGAAGAUUUUAGAUCGAAAUAUCGAACAACAUCAUUUACUUCAACAACAACAACAACAACAACAACAGCAGCAGCAGCAGCAACAACAUGCUGCUUACGUGCGCUAUUGUAAUCAACAAAAGCAGCAAUAUAUACAGCAGCAUCAGCAGCAACAACAGCAACAACAACAUAAGACUUCAACUAAAAUAGAACCAAGUUCAGAUACAUUCGAAACAUUAAGGGCUGAUUAUUUAACUUCAAAAUAUCUUACACCUACAACACAUUCACCAAGUCAUGAACGUCAACAUCGUUCUGGCCCUGAUCAACGUUCUCCAUCUCAGCCAUCUCCUUCAAUCAAUCAACCAUUACUUCCUCCACCUGCAACAAUUGGUCCUCCAAAUGUAUCUUCGUCUAUUCAACAAUCGCCACAUUCGCAUCAUUCUCAACAAGCCGCUUUUCUAGCUGCUUCACAAUUGCUUGCUUCGUCAGGUCUGUACUCACCAGAAUUAAUUCAAACUGGUCUCUCGCCAUACGCACCUUAUUACGGUUCACUACCAGCGAAUUCACCAUUCAUGUUUGAUUCACGCCUUAUGCAAGAAUAUGCUGCUGCUGCUAGUGCAGCUAACAACGAACAAUUAAAAGCAGAACAUCAUAAAGCAGCUAUGCGUUAUAAGAUGGCUCAUCAUCAUCAACCAUCUUCUAUGCCUAGUCAUUCUCCGCCAGAUCCAUCCUAUCCUACUCAUGCAACAAAACGACAUUCACAUGAUUUAGGUUAUCCUACAGAUGAUUAUCCAGCAUCGAUUUGGCGUACACAAAAUAUGAGUAAUCCUCAACAAAUGCAUCCGCAUAUGCAACAUAAUCCUGGAGCAAAUGAAAAUCCAUUAAUAAAACUUAAUGAGUUAUCUCGACAUUCAUCAACCCGUGCAACGGAAAGAAAUAGUCGAUCUCCAGAUGAUUAUCAUCAUCGUGUAAAUCCAUCACGAAAUACUGUCGAAAGUCCAUCAAUUCAUUUUCAACGUGUUGAAGCACAUAAUCAUCAUAAAUCAUCUCCGGAUAAAUUAAAUCCAAAUUUACAUUAUACUGAUCAUUCAUCGGAUGGAAAUCCAAUGAAUUAUAUGAGACAACCACCAAAUGUUCAUAAACCUCACACAAGUCAUCAUUCACCUCAUCGUCAUCAUCAUCAUCAACAACAACAACAACAACAACAUCAUCAACAUCAUCCUCAUCAUAAUACACCUUCAUCGAAUCGAGCAUUAGCUCCACCAUUACAAAAUUCACAAAUUUCACCUCAUCAUGCUGCUUAUUUAAUGCAUAAUCAUCAUCAUCCACCUAUGGAUACUGUAUCACCUCAACGACAACAGCAACAAUCACCUCAUCAACAUCAUCCAUCACAUUAUCCACAACAACAGCAACAACAACAGCCGCAGCAGCAGCAGCAGCAACAACCACAACAAAGAACAUCACAUCAUAAUGAACCAAUAAAAAAUGCCAAAGAAUCCAUGUCUAUUCAAGAAUUUAUGAACAAAAAUGUGAAUGAGUUUGUCAGCUCAACAAAUAAUGAUAAUAAAAUUGCUAACACAGACUCAUCAUUACAUGAACAACCUUCUAAUAAUCAAUUAACACGUACUGCACAAACCAAUAAUUCUGAUCAACCAAUUUUACUUGAUGGUGAUGAUGAUUCGAAUCCAAAUGAACAAUCAGAUUUAAUGAAUAAAUCAAAUACAGAAAGUGAAAUGCCAGAAAAACGUCGUGAUAGUUCUAUAAAAAAGAUUCUCUCUAAUCAACCAUUAGAAAAAGCGGAAUAUAUAGAAAUUAAUCAAAAAGUCCAAAACAGCGCUGCUGGAACAUCGAAAGGACAUUCAAAUAACAAUGAGCAAGCUGCUCUUGAAAGAUCGAAUAGUACAAAUACACGUACAAGGUCACGUGGUUCAAUUACAAUGCGUAUGUUAAUGGGCUCAAGUGAUAUUUAUGCUGAUGGUAAAGCUCAACCAAUGGCAACAAAUGAUGAACAAUCAAAUAAACGUCCAGCAUCUCCAAAUGAGAAAUGUGAAAAAAUUGAAUAUUUAAUUCGUGGUGAACUUGAUCGAAAAUGUCCACCAUUAGUUAAACCUGAUGAACCAGCAAAUAUAUUUCAAAAAUCAUCACCAAAUCAAUCUCAACCGAAUUCAUCCAAACGUUUACGCACAUCACCAAAUGACGAAGAACAACAUUAUCCAUCUUUUCCUACACCACAGGACUCAACAACAACACCAAAUGUACGUGAUCCGUUUGCUUUACAACCGCAAUCAAAAACUCCACAUCAUCAAUCAGCAGCAUCAACAAAUGCUGAGAAAAAUUGGCAAUCAUAUGUUCAACAACAACAAUAUCAUUUAACAAACUCACAUGCAUUACCACUUGCGUCUCGAACAUCACGUCCAACAGGUUCAAUCACACAAGGUAGUCCUAUAUCACCAUCAUUACGUUUAACACCUGAUCAACAACAAUAUUCAUCAGCAACAAAUAAUCAACUUGUUAAUCCACGUUAUAAUAUUAAUAAAAAAGAUGAACAGCAAUCUUCACCAUCGAGACAGUCAUCAACAUCACCACAUGAUCAUUCACCUAAAGCUAAAAUUCCUCGUACAUUAAAUCAGAGUCUUUCCUCAUCAUCUGAUACUCAAAAUGAAUCAUCAUUAUCAAUAAGUGGUGAUCAAUUAUCAAGUAUAAAAAGUCCUGUUAAUAAUUCAGUACCAACUAAUUCUAAUCCAAGUAAUACUCCACCAAUGGCUUCAUCACCAACAGCAUCAAAUUCAUCCAGUAGUGCACAUCCAUUAAAAAAACGUUUAAUUAGUGAAUAUGAACUUGAACAACAACGAAACUCACCUGUUGUAACUACAGAAGAAAUAUCAAAUACUUCAGAAUUGGAUAUUCCAAAAGAUGAUAAAGAAGAUGUUUCUACUGCUACAAUACCUGCUGAUGAACCAGUAGUUUCUGAACCGAUAGAAGAACCUGAAAAAUCAACGUGA
Molecule: messenger RNA, 5640 nt
Organism: Adineta steineri
Lineage: Eukaryota; Metazoa; Rotifera; Eurotatoria; Adinetida; Adinetidae
Source: the annotation of a GenBank genome assembly